Molecule: messenger RNA, 4778 nt
Organism: Orcinus orca (killer whale)
Lineage: Eukaryota; Metazoa; Chordata; Mammalia; Artiodactyla; Delphinidae
Gene: OTX1
Product: orthodenticle homeobox 1
Exons: 4
Coding region: 2238-3305 (355 amino acids)
Biological process (GO): multicellular organism development; regulation of transcription by RNA polymerase II
Cellular component (GO): nucleus
Molecular function (GO): RNA polymerase II cis-regulatory region sequence-specific DNA binding; DNA-binding transcription factor activity, RNA polymerase II-specific
Source: RefSeq, a predicted model, not a curated record
CUCCGCCUGUUGAGGUGGAGGGGAGGGGGAUUAGGAAGAAGCGGUAGGAAUUCCUCGAAAGGGAGUAAAGUGCCUAAUAUUCAGGAGGAGGUGCCAUUUAAAAGAAUUGCCUUACUCAGUGUUGGGGCGAAAACACUUUUCUUUUUGCGCUUUGACAAGUCCAUUCAGGUAGACGUGUUUGAGAAGUUUGUUCGAUUGGGAAAUGGGCUUCGCCAGUACGAACGAUCCGGGGAGAUCGCUUCAAGGAGGCUCCUGCGGCAUGUGGGAAAGAAAUUGAGGGCAGGGGUCUGUGGCCACGUUUUCCACCAAAUUGUCCCUUGUAAAAGGAGAACGGGAAGGAGACAGUGUGAAAGAGAAAGUUUCCUAUCCAAACCUUUCGAUUCAGAAGUAGAGUGUGUGUGUAAGGGAGAGGGGACUCUGCGCUCCAACAUUUCAAAAGAAGCGUUUAGGAUUUGCAAACACCUUUCGUGGGGACUGGGAACACCAGGAGACGCCGAAGAGCAGGUUGGCUGCCCGGAAGGUCCGUGUGAGGGUGCGAGGUAGAUGGUGAGCGGCCCCGGCAGCUGAGGGCAGGUAAGGAGAAAGCCGGGAGCCGCCCGGGACUCUGGGAAUGCGUCGGUUGUUCUUGCCUCCCCGUCCUCAAACGGGUCCCCGCUUCCCAGGUCCCCGGCACGUGGGCGGGGCUGGGAGGCGACCUGGCUCCCCUCUUGCUGCGCUGAGGACCCCGGAGCUCUGCUGCGGCCCCGCGCCCCUCCCCCGCCUCCUCCGAAGUAACAGAGCUGAAGUGCUAAGUUUGAAGAAAGUCUGAAAACUCACGCAGCAGCCUAGAUGAGUCGCCGCGGCUGAUUCCCAUUCUCCUUCGGCCCCAGAGCCCAGGCUCUUUCCCUUCUGUCGCCUUCCCUGCAAACUAGGUUCUCCCGGCCCAGGUCCCAUGGGGACGGGAGCGGGAGGCUUCUUUAGCUCUAACUUCUUUCUUUCCCUAAACUCUCUAGCCCGGGUCCCAGGUCUGCUUUGAGUUCCUUGAAGCGGGGUAAAGCGACAGGUCCUCUGGGGUCUCAGUCCUACACCCCCAGCGCCACUUCCUGACCCCUGAUUGUAGCGCCUCAGUUUGGGGGCAGCUGGGGAAGCCAGGCGUCGACCUUCCAGCCCGGGUCAGAGCGAGCUACGCCCCAGAGGCCUAGUUCUCUAGUCUCGAUCGGGUCCUGCGGCCGCGGGUUCAGCUAGUAGGAUAGGCGGGGAGCGCACCGGACCUGCUGCACUGAGGCCUCCCAAAUCCGCCAGACACUUGGGGCGCUGGGCAGGUCACCUUUUAACCCCGGCCGGGACCCCAUUGUCCGCAGCCAGGACCGGCUUGCGUUGACGAAAAACGGCCUGCGGCUGUGGCGAGGCGCCGGUGACCUCGGGCGGCGUCUUAGAACCGCCACCUGUACAGUGACCCUUUCUGGUCGCCUCUGCGGGACCUGGCCUUGAAACUGUGGUCGAGGUGUGGGUGGGAUUCCGGGUAAGCAGUCUUUCAGCGGCUGGGCACAGAGAAGUCAACUGGAAGGGCGGCUGUAGGCUCUAGGGCCGGGACCCAGCCGAGGAGACUUUGGCAGGUCGCACUCUCCCAAGUGGGCAAUGCGUCCUGGAGAGGCUCAGGUGCCGCUAGCCCUCCGCAGUGCCUCACCUGGGCUCUCCGGAGUCUACCUGUGCGUCCCACUUUCAAAGACGUUUGAAACAACGUCUCAUGCUCUGGAUCUCCUGCCGCCUGGGGGCCGAGCAAAUGUUUUCUUGUGCGAUGUGAGGCCCGUUCCCACCCGACCAGAAUUUUGCCUAGUCUUAGCCGACUCUGCGGUUCAGGCUCUGACCUCCCAAGCUUGGCCCUGAUUUUAACCUCUCCUCACUCCUAGUGUCGCCCUAUGAGUGUCUGGCCCAUUCCAAGCCCGAAAAGAGGAGAUCAUGAUCCAACUAUUUUACUUUUCAAAGAAGCUGUGGUCUUUGGGCUAAGGCCUUAUAGAGCCGAGUUGACCGCCCUGUACAGUUCCAUAACCGGCGUCCCCUCCCCAUCCUGUGACUCCUUGCCUCGGACAAGACCAGGAAGCCGUGAUGGCUGGGAGUGACGGUUUCCGUGUGUCUCGUGUCUCCAUAGGCCGGCCCCCAGACGCAACAGAGCUUGAAGGACUGCGCAGUGGGAGCCCCGCACUGCGCCCGGCCCCGGCCCCCUGGAUCCUUCGGGGCGCCUCCACCCAGCUGUUAGCAUGAUGUCUUACCUCAAACAACCCCCAUACGGCAUGAACGGGCUGGGCCUAGCCGGGCCGGCUAUGGACCUCCUACACCCCUCCGUGGGCUAUCCGGCCACCCCGCGGAAGCAGCGACGGGAGCGCACCACCUUUACGCGCUCUCAGCUGGACGUGCUCGAGGCACUCUUCGCCAAGACUCGCUACCCUGACAUCUUCAUGCGCGAGGAGGUGGCGCUGAAGAUCAACCUGCCAGAGUCCAGAGUCCAGGUCUGGUUCAAGAAUCGCCGUGCCAAAUGCCGCCAGCAGCAGCAGAGCGGGAGCGGGACCAAGAGCCGCCCAGCCAAGAAGAAGUCCUCCCCGGUGCGGGAGAGCUCGGGCUCCGAAAGCAGCGGCCAGUUCACGCCGCCUGCUGUGUCCAGUUCCGCCUCGUCCUCCAGCUCCGCAUCGAGCGCUUCGGCCAACCCGGCGGCUGCAGCGGCUGCAGGCCUGGGCGGGAACCCGGCGGUGGCAGUCCCGUCGUCGUUGAGUACGCCGGCUGCCUCGUCCAUCUGGAGUCCGGCUUCCAUCUCGCCCGGCUCAGCGCCCGCUUCCGUGUCGGUGCCCGAGCCUUUGGCCGCGCCUAGCAACGCAUCGUGUAUGCAGCGCUCGGUAGCCGCAGGCGCCGCCUCUGCCGCAGCCUCCUAUCCCAUGUCCUACGGCCAGGGCGGCAGCUAUGGCCAGGGCUACCCCGCGCCCUCCUCUUCCUACUUUGGCGGCGUGGACUGCAGCUCAUAUCUAGCGCCCAUGCACUCGCACCACCACCCGCACCAGCUCAGCCCUAUGGCACCCUCCUCCAUGGCUAGCCACCAUCACCACCAUCCCCACGCGCACCACCCGUUGAGCCAGUCCUCAGGCCACCACCACCACCAUCACCACCACCAUCACCAGGGCUACGGCGGCUCGGGGCUCGCCUUCAACUCUGCCGACUGCUUGGAUUACAAGGAGCCUGGCGCCGCCGCCGCUUCCUCCGCUUGGAAACUCAACUUCAACUCGCCUGACUGUCUGGACUAUAAGGACCAAGCCUCAUGGAGGUUUCAGGUCUUGUGAGCCCAGGAGUGGGAGGAAGAGAAGAAGAAACGCAACUACCUGCGCCCUCCGUGGUCCCCGUCCAGUUGUUGCUGCUGCUGCUGCUGCACUGCCCGCCUUUGCCUCGGCUUUUCCAGACCUGAAAUUUCAUGCUCCCAAAAGAUGCCCAUUGCUGCACUGCCGCCCUCAUCUUUGUGCCACUUGCUUGGGGGAUGUGCAAACCCUGCCCACCCCUUGGAAGAGGGGACCGGUGCUUCGGCUUGGCCCACAAGUUCUAUAUGGGAGAGCUGUGUGCUCCCCUCCUCAACCCCUAACGAACUCCUAAGUCACCAUCUUCUAGUCUUUCUGGACAGUUAUUAUGCGCUUGCAGCCUUCGGAGGCUCUUCGCUCUGACUUGCUGUUUGAGCCCUACACUUUAAUUUAUUCUUUCUGGACACUGGAGUCACUAACUGGCAUGUGUCUGCCUGUUGGAGUGCACCCAUACUCUACUCCAAAUCAAAACAACCACUAAGCGUUUCUCGCGUGCAGACUGCCGCCCCUUCAGCUGCCCUAAGCCCCGCUCCCCGCCUGCAGACCAGAGCUUCCCGGCGUUUCCUCCUCCCCAGCCGGAUGCGCUGGGACGAGGCCCGGAGGGAGGAGCGCACCCAUAGCCUCUCGCGCACAGCCCCGCCCUGCGUAGAACUGGCUCAGUCUUCCGCUUCGGCGGGAAUGCUGUAUAUAGUCAGGUCCGUUCCAGGGACCACUUAAACUUUUUAGUUGCUGUUGGUUGAACUGAGCAUAUCUCGUCUUAGAGUCCAAGAAAUAGAACUUUAAGAUAUAUACAGCAUAUAUAUAUACACAUAUAUAUAUAACAAAAGCAAAAAAUAUUUUCCCUCUGUCCCCUUUCCUCUCUUCCUCAAACGAUGGCGCUUUUACUUUUUCAGUUGUUGCAAAGCUUCCCUGCCCUCUCACACCUUCUCCGUCUGUGUAUUUAUUAAAGAGAAUCGUUUGGUUUCAGGAAGCUGCGCGCGGAGGAUCGGGAGGGUCUGGGAGUGUGAAGGCAAGAGCCAAGUCAGGGUACAGGGGAGGGGGCUAGUCUGGGCCGGGGCGCAGGACUGAGCCCUUCACCAGGUCUAAGCACAGGGUCGCAGUUCCAGUUAAGAGAGCAAAACCAAAAGAAAACAAAAAAUAAAAAUAAAAAUACAGCAUUAUGGAAAAACAAACAAACCCAGGCCCCAAACCCCGGUUCCAAUUCCUCUGUCGGCUUCUCUCUCUUUAAACAACCCUGUUUUGUCUAGUGAGUUUUUAGUGCACCUUCAUUCUCCGAAAUCUGCGGAGGACCCACGCCUGUAUAUCAGUUUUGGCUUUGGCCUUUUCGUCCAGUAGGUGGGAAAGUAAUUUGUAAAUUUGAUUUGUCCGAUGUGAAGAUCGCAAAUUACUUGUUGAAAUGUAAGGCAGUCCCCUUCCGCCCCCUUUAUCUACAUUAUUUCCCGAAAAUAAAUGCAAAUUAAUGAA